AGAAAACCUUCCUUGCCUUGGAAGCAGGAAAAGCACGGACGCUCCAUACGAAUGGCUGACGUAUUCCGAGGAUUUGCAUUUAAGAUUAACCAACUAAUAAUCGGUUUUGGCUCCGCAUUGGUGCAUACUAUUGGCUACCAAGAAGGUGCUCACAAUUUUGUUGGUAUCUAUGCUCGAAAUUCCAUGCAGUGGAUCGUAACACAACAGGCUUGCGCAGCAUAUUCAUACAUUUACGUUCCUCUGUACCACACGCUGGGAAAAGAGGCGAUGCAGUACAUCAUACAGCAAACCGAACUCCAAACCGUUAUGUGUCAUUCAAUGACGGAAGCGAAGUUUAUUCUAAAUGAAGUUCAGUCAUCUAUCAAGUACGUAAUACUGGCCACACACCCGGAGGGGAUCGACAGCGAAUCUGUGUUCGGGGAGAAUGUUCGCUUAAUUUACUUUGAUGAGAUGACCACACAUGGGAGAACAAACCCGGUACCUAUGCGG
Dicrocoelium dendriticum is the source of this 489-nucleotide messenger RNA. NCBI's taxonomy places the organism in Eukaryota, Metazoa, Platyhelminthes, Trematoda, Plagiorchiida, Dicrocoeliidae. The record is from the annotation of a GenBank genome assembly.